AGUGAACUGAAUAUUAUUGUAGGUAUGGCUGCCUCCGAGCAGUGGCCCACCAACAAGGAGGAUUAUGAACUUCUUGAUGUCAUUGGCACUGGUGGCACUGCCAGCGUUCAAAUUGCUCUUUGCAAGCCCAGAAACGAGAAAGUUGCUAUCAAAAGAAUAGAUCUUGAUAAGACAGAAUUCAGCAUUGAAAAAGUGAUAGAAGAAGUCAAUGUUAUGUCAAAGUUUGCUCAUGAGAGUAUAGCACAGUACUUUACGGCAUUUGUGGUGAAGCUGGAGUUGUGGGUCGUGAUGCGGCUAUACGGGGGAGGCUCUGUGCUCGAUGUUAUGAAACACAUCGUGAAAACUGAAGGCAAGACUGGAGGGGGUAUUCUAGAUGAGGUUACAAUUGCUACAAUCCUAAAAGAAGUUCUGAAAGGCUUGGAAUAUGUGCACAGUAAUCAAUAUAUCCACAGAGAUGUCAAAGCGAGUAACAUUCUCCUGGGAGAAGACGGUUCAGUGGUGCUCACAGAUUUUGGAGGAAGUGGUCUAAUCUACGACCAGAGUGACAGGAAACAGAAGACAAGGCGCACCUUUGUCGGUACCCCCUGUUGGAUGGCACCAGAAGUUAUGGAACAAGUUGUGGGGUACAACGAGAAGGCGGAUAUAUGGAGCUUUGGGAUAACCGCCAUUGAGCUGGCAGUCGGUAAAGCACCUUACCACAACUACCCUCCGAUGAAGAUAUUAAUGAUGAUUCUUGGGAGAGAUCCACCAACCCUCGAUGACUGCAUGGUUGACGGCGAUAAUGCUAAAUAUUCCAAACAGUUCAAGAAAAUUAUCGAAAAAUGUUUGGUGAAAGAUCCAGCCAAAAGACCUUCCGUAGCAGAGAUAAAGAAAGAUCCGUUCUUCAAGAAAGCCAAAGAUAGGCAGUGGAUCAUCGAUCAUCUUGUUCACAAGGGAUUAACAACAGCUAAACGAGGUCAGAAAGUUAAACGUGUUCCUGGCGAGAGUGGGAGGUUGCACCAAACUGCUACUGGGUGGGAGUGGAGUGAUGAUGAUUACGAUGAGCGAGACUCUAAACCUAAAUCAAGCGAGAACAAGACGAAUUCAGGAGAAGAUGAAAAAGUUCCGGCCGGGUCCCCAUCUACAGCCGACCCCGGAAACCACCAGCAACUCCUCAUCACUUCACAGCAAUACCAAGCGACCCUACAGGAAGCCUGGAGAAACCUGGCCCUUCUCGAACAGAAACCUGACAUAUCUACCUUGACAGAUAAGAUAAAAGAAAUACUCGAUGAUCUUUCCUGUGAGCUUAAGAUAACACCAGAAGUUGUUCAAAAGCUGUGGGAUAUUAACAAAAGUAUCAACGAACUUUUGAAGGAUACUGAUAAGAGGCUGCCCGCUGACUUAUCGUUAAAAAUACGGAUGAGGAAUAUUGAUAAUCGUCUGAAUGAUAUCUGUUUUCCAUUUACGAUUGGAAUGGACACACCGAUACAAUUAGCAGCAGAGUUAGUAAACGCUGGCCACAUCAACCCCAAAACAGCGAACGCCACAUCAAAAGCCAUACAGUAUAUUAUCGACCAUUACCCUGUUUGUAAAGUCACAACUUUCAAACUUUCUGAAAUAGGAUUGUCUGAAAGUGAUUAUGACGAAGCGAAACUAAUCGGCUACGCUCAACUGUCUGCGACAUAACGAUUACCUAGAUCUGGGGUAUAUUAUAAAUUUUGUAGAUUGGAAUACAGUCGAUCUCUCAGUCCAGCUCUACUUCAUAUCGUGUCGUGGCGAUUAAAAGGAUAAAAAAUGAACGAUAAAAAGCAAGCUCAAAAACUUUUAAUUAAACUAUAAUCCAAUUAAUCGUCUUGAGUUUAUAUUUUCUUAUGAUAUGAACAGCAAUCUAAGAAAAUUAUGGAACUUGGAUUUAGCCACGUGAAUUCAUAAUCGAAUCGUUUUAUAGUUGAUCAUAGCGGUUUUUAGUCUUUAUCACAAGUAUUUAUAAAUAUUCGUGAAAACGCCCGAGGGCUGGGCUGUUUAGGAACACUGAUCAUCGAUGAAACAUGGGCCGCAUCGGCUUGGGUUAACGUGUCCCCAGAAUGCAGUAUUUUUAGACCCUGAAAAUUCUGCAUAAGUUCUGCAUACUAUAACCAAUAACCAUUCCGGUGCGUCCUGCUUCAUAGGUUUGACACCUUUGUGGUAUCCCGAUAUUUUUUAUUAUAUUAAACUGUAAAGAUGAAAAAAGAACGAUUCAUACAAGUGCAUGAAACGUAAAACAUCUUUGUUAUCUAUGGAGAACCUCCUUCUGAUCGUAAAAUGUUAAAAUGAACAAAAUUAUUUCCAUAUGAUUCUCGUGUGUGAGUAUAUUUUAACGAGUUUCAAAAAGUGAUUAUAUUUACGAUAUCUUCUCUUAAAGUUUCACAAUCCAAUGAUCAUGUUCCACCAUUUGUUUUACAUUAUAUUGUAUUUCGACCUGGGCGAAUAAUUUUAAAAGGCCCAGGAUUUCAAGAUUUUCCUAAAAAGCGUUGUCAGUUCAAGUUUAGACUUACAUAUUAUCUAUAGUUAUACCUGAUUAAAUUUGAACGGGGGUCAAUUAAUUAGCAUAUUGUUCUGUGUUUUGAUGUUUAGUGUUAACUUUAAAUGUAAAUAAAUAUAUUAUACGAUGUUUCGAUCUUUUUGAGGAAAGAAUCUUUUUAAUGCAGCUGCUGCCAGUUUGCUUUGUCCAUUCAUGUUUUGGGUGAGCUUAAUGAUUAUGGGCCCAUGCAUUUUUUGCAUUUUUUGUGCACUUCAUUUCCCAAAUGUGGGCUUUAAAUUAGUUCAUCUUUUCAAGCAAGAUUAUUUAUGCGUCAUAUUUAAUCAUUAACUGAGAAUUCAAACGUUACAUUACCUCAACAUUGCAUUCAUUGUUUGAGUAACAGGUACGACUUGGAUUAGUGAUUUCUUCAAUAUAGCAUAGCCAAUUGUUUUACUUUACGAUUUUCCAUCUGUGGAUAUUUAAAAUACGACGGAAACAAAAUGAUUAAUACGUGAUGGUUAUAAUAGAAACUAAGGAACGUUCAGUCAACGAGGCACUGAUAAGUUAUAAUAUAUUCUAAUCUUGAUAUAAUUGCAGACCUAGUAUAAUAGUCUGCGAUUAUUGGAAAACUGACCCGGCCGGAUGUAUAAGAUAUUGUGAUCACAGUCAAACACCACCACGCCGGUAAAAGGAACAGCUCUGUGACAUUUCAAAACUUUUUCUGCUGCUGAAUUUAAACGAAAUCUGGCGUGAUCGCGUGAGAUGAUUUAAGUAGUGUUAUUAAUUGGGGAUACGUUCAAUUGAUACGUUACCCAGAUCAUUUCCAUUUUCAAGCCCUUUCGUUAUCACUUUU
Molecule: messenger RNA, 3332 nt
Organism: Bolinopsis microptera
Lineage: Eukaryota; Metazoa; Ctenophora; Tentaculata; Lobata; Bolinopsidae
Product: serine/threonine-protein kinase OSR1-like
Exons: 13
Coding region: 25-1665 (546 amino acids)
Biological process (GO): activation of protein kinase activity; protein export from nucleus; protein phosphorylation
Cellular component (GO): serine/threonine protein kinase complex
Molecular function (GO): protein serine/threonine kinase activator activity; ATP binding; protein serine/threonine kinase activity
Source: RefSeq, a predicted model, not a curated record